UCUCUUCUCCUCUCCGCUGCCCAAAUCAAAUCCCUAAUUUAAACCAUCAAAUCACCUCAAGCUUCGGCUACAGCUCUUAUCAAGAACCCACAAGACAAAUCGCUGCGGCUUCUACCAAGAACCCACAAGCUACAGCCGACAGCUUCAAGGCUUCAAGCUCCAGCAGCCAUUGCUUCGGUAAGAAUAUCAAGCUACGAAAUCCUCUGUUGCCGCCGGAUUUUGGCCGUUUCAAGCUUCAAAGCUUGAAGCUCCAGCACCCGUUCUUCUCCAAUUUUCGUGCUACCAGCCUGCCACCACACUGAAGCUCAAGCACCAGCACUUCAAUUAAAGUCACAUACCUUUCCCCCAAAUUCUUUGCCCUAAUUCGUAAUCUUCAAGGCUUCUUCAUCUCUAUCGGCCAUCAAUCAUCAACUCCGCCCUGCCUGAACCGCCACUGGAACCCUACCGUUUUCUUCCAAUUGGGUUGUUUCUGCACACUGAUUUCUCACUUCAGCUGAAAUCUAUGAUUUUGAGGAACUAGCUUACGUGAUGUUGAAAACUGGAAAAUACUAAAUUCGAGUGUUCUCGUGAUGACCUUAAAAAUGCAAACGGAGCCACAGAUAUCCUUGGAUUGCAAUUCAUGCCUCCAUCCCGAGAAUCAUGUAAAAGAAGGAAUUCCUGGUUCAACCAUAUCCUUGCAAGACAAAAAUGCCUCAACUCUGCCAGUAAAAAGGCCAACACGACAAUGGGCUGCUUGGACCCAUCAAGAGGAAGAAAGUUUUUUCUCUGCUCUUCGACAAGUGGGCAAGAACUUCGAAAAAAUAACUUGUCGUGUUCAGAGUAAAAACAAGGAUCAGGUCAGGCAUUAUUACUAUCGCCUUGUAAGGCGUAUGAACAAAUUGCUGGGUCCAGAACUUUGCCUUGAUGCCAAAAACUCUAAGGAUACCAAUGCUGCAAUGCUUCGAUGGUGGUCUUUACUUGAGAAGUACAGCUGCAAAGCAUCAAAGCUUCACCUGAAACCCCGAAGAUUCAAGUUGUUUGUAGAGACUUUGGAAACCCAACUCUUGAAAGAUAGGAAGAAGAAUGUCAGAAAGAGAGCUUCUCAGGGAGAAAACAGUUCUAUAACUGCUCCAACUGGCCUCCCAAACCAGGGUAAAGUUUCAUGCCAUGAAAGCCGCGUGGUCAAAGACGUUCUUAUAGAUGGUCAAAACAUUCCAAAACCUGGAAUUGGGAAAGGAUCCUCUAUACACCGCCAUCUAAAUGUAGGCAUCAACAGAGGCAACUAUAAAUCAGGCCCCUCUGCUCUUAAGACAGCUAGGUAUCAGCGCAAAGCAGGUGCUACAUCAAAAGCUGCCUAUAAAAGAUGGGAGAAGGCUGCGAUUGCCGGGGUUUCUUUGGUUGCUGAUGCUGCUGAACAUUUAGAGAGAACUGCCACAGAUAGAGAGGUUGAACAUGUCGAGGAUGCUCAUGUGCAAAAUGCUUUUGACUACUGUGGAAAAGACAUGCCCUCAAUCCUGAACAAUAUGCAGAGUUCAAUGAAACUUAAGCUCCAGCUAUUCCCCGUUGAUGAAGCUACCCGACGAGCCUUGGAAAUGGAUAAACAUAAUCCAUACCUGGAGCUGACUUUGAGUACACGAAAGAAGAUAUCUUCUGUACUGGAACAUCUUAAUCGCAAAUGGGGUCAGUCAAGCAUAGCAUCUGGAGAACUAAUGCUCUUGCCAUACUUUGUACAACAAGCGAACCAAGUUAGCUGUCCCAAAUGGGCUAAAGAUUCAGUUCUUAGUGCUUCAGAUGUAUAUGCGCAAAUUGGAAACCCUCCAGUUUUCCGCCUCAGAUAUGGUUGGUUUCCUCAUGCUGAUCCUGGAUCUGCAACAUCUCUUGCAUCAUUAUCAUGCCCUACUCAGCACCAUACGGAGACAUCUAUUGUGAAUGAGCAGAUUGUGGAUACAACACCAAAAUCGAGUCCACCUACUUAUCAGGAAGCAGAGAACCUUUUAGGUAUCCAUGAAGGCUUGCUGUCUGCUGCAAAAAUGACCACCUUGACUCCUUCAAGAUUGCCCAAUCAUACCAUUGGUUGUGCUGGCAUAGGUCCAGAUGUGAAUACAGUCAAAUCCUCUAAUCAUACUGCAGCACAUGUAUUGAACAGAAGAGAGAGUACAACUGACACAGUCGUGGUACAAGAGGAAAAUCUGGAUGACUUGAGGCCACACAAGACUGUUGCUUUGUCAGCUGGGGAGUGGGCUGAUAGCCUAACCAACAUAAGCAUUGGGGAUCUGCUCACUGAGGCAUCUCACAAUGGAGAAGUAAAUUGCAUUGAUUCAACAGAAUUAAGGAACUCUCACUGCCUUCAGCAGAUUCCAUUUAGCUGUGACUCCUUUGAUGCUGCAAUUGCUGCUCAUAUAUAUAAACAUCAAAGCCGAUCUGCUUUGCAGCCACCUCUUCACACUAAUACAUCCUCUAUAUGGGAUGGUGAAGAAACAUGUGAUGCUUUUGUGUUUCAGAAGAACAGUGUUUUCUCUGAAGAAUUUCAAAAUGCAUCAAGAAUUUCUCCUCCAGAGACAUCCAGAGAGAUUACCAGUACAAGUUCGGCUGCAUCUGGUAAAGCACAGGAGUCUGAUCCUGAGGAACCCUUACCUGAUGAUCCCAUGCAUGGAGACAUUGUGGAUAAGUGUCAUGCCGAUCAACAUUCUUUUGAUGACUCUCAGAGGGAUCUCAAUGGGCUUACUGACAUUUACUGGCCUGAUUCUUUAGGCGCACUAGAUUUGGACAUAUCUUCCUGUAGAUAUCGUAGUGAUGAUCUGAUUUUAAGUGAUAGUCUUGGUGGCUUGAACCGCCUCAUAGCUAGCAGUCUGGAUGCAUUCCAGAGUUGCUCCUUUUUUGGGUCGGACAAGAAAGAGUCUGCAUCGGCUGUUGAAGCUGGAGAGAUUGCUUCCGACCACAAAAUCAGCACUCAAGUUUGAAAUGUGACCAAACUCUGAAGAAAAGUCUAGCAGGGGAAGUGGGUAAGCCUCCUUUUGGUCCAAAACACCAGGAUGAAUAUUUUCCCUGGUUCAACUGACAGAAGUAUAUAGUAGUAGAGAAUUCUGACAUGCAUGAUGGAGUUUAUUCAAAUGAAACUGUUCCAGAUGCAAACGGCGGAAAGUUUGAGUCGCUUCCUGACUUGUUAUAUAUUUUUUUUUUUUGUUAAUAUAAGCAUGUACAUUUUGUUCUUUCAUCUCCUUUUGUGCAGAAAUACGGUAAUUUUAAUCUAUUUGCUUUUCUUAAUUAAUCAAAGAGUUAUAUUAGGAAAUUGUA
Messenger RNA from Coffea eugenioides, 3273 nucleotides. Its product is annotated as TSL-kinase interacting protein 1-like. Gene Ontology annotation, biological process: pattern specification process. Gene Ontology annotation, molecular function: chromatin binding. The transcript is spliced from 15 exons. Gene Ontology annotation, cellular component: nucleus. Lineage: Eukaryota; Viridiplantae; Streptophyta; Magnoliopsida; Gentianales; Rubiaceae. The coding region runs from base 570 to 2939 and encodes 789 amino acids. The record is from RefSeq and is a predicted model, not a curated record.